AGAGAGAGUUUUUGUAAAAAAGGAAACAAAAUUUUGUAAAGAUGAUGGGAAGAAGAAUAAGAGAAUGAAGUUGUGUUUCAUUUAUAGGGGUCUAGCUAUUUUAGAUGGACUAGGGUCCAUAAAAGAAUUUGCAGUAAAAAAGCACGUGAAGGUAAAUUCGAGUAGUAAUGUCAUAAUACGGGCGUUACCGAUAAAACACGGGUAACGUUUUAAAUCUUCAGCCCAUGGAAAAAGGAAUACUCGGCAGUUAAAUUCUUGGAUUUGCCUAUCUCAAUUUUUUCUGCAACGCCUAUGCUUUCCUAAGCAGAUGAAAACUGUCUGAAACUUCAAUUUCACCAAAGCAUGCUGUACCAAUUUGCAAUUACUUGGGCGCGCCUCAAUCAAGUUUGUGUUCAUUUCUCUCAAUUCUAUUUCAUUCUUGUUAAUUAGUAGUAUAAUUAUUUGUAAAUUUCAUGGCUUUGAUUAAACACCCAUUUCCCUUGUUUAAUUUUCCAUCAAAAUCCCAAAAACAUAAUUGCCCAUUUCAUGUACAACCUAGAAUUUCAUGUCAAUUGUCUAAAAACUCACAAGAUGAUGACGAGAACAAGAAACCCAAUAAUGGGUUGGAACUACUUAAGUUGUCUGUCACUCUAACAGUGAUUUCAACCGCGCUGCCACAACCGGCUGUGGCGGCGAAAGUGUCCGAAAAGAAGCGUAGUGCUAAGAAAACAGUAGAAGCAUUGACCCCAGAACAGUUUAAAUCAUGGUCUCAGGGUUUGCCUGUAGUUAGAGAUAGGUUACCCUUUACUGAGGUAUUGAAUUUGAUGGAGGAGGGUAAGCUUAAGCAUGUAAUUAAGCCUACUAGUGCUGCAUUAAGGCGAAAACCCGAGUGGGUUUUGGUUGUUUUGGAUGAUUCUAGGGUUUUCAGGACUGUGUUGCCCUCAUUUGAGGGUAAUCCUAACUUUUGGAGUAAAUGGGAUGAGUUGAAGAUUGAUUCAUUUUGUGUGAAUGCAUAUAGUCCACCGGUUAAGAAGCCGGAGAUUCCUUCCCCAUACUUGGGGUUCUUGUCGAAGGUACCCUUUUGGGUGAUCAAUUCAUUUUUUAAAACGAAGCCACAGUCAAAGAAGGCUUUGGAGUUGAAGAAGAUGAGGGAGGAGUUGAAGAGGCAGAGAAAAGAGGACAUGAAGGCAAUGAGGGAGGAGAGGGAGAUGAUGGAGAAGAUGGUGAAACAGCAGAAGAAGAUUGAGGAGAGAACCAAGAGAAGGGAAUUGCAGAAGAUGAAGCACGAACAGUCAUUGCGUCAAGCUCGGAAGAAUUAUAGAGAAAUGGGUUAUAUAUGGAUUUCUUUGGCUAGAGACAAAAAUGUGGCUACUGCCCUUGGGGUUGUCUUCUUUAUCAUAUUCUACCGGAUAGUUGUUCUUAAUUAUAGGAAGCAAAGGAAGGAUUAUGAGGACAGAAUAAAGAUUGAGAAAGCCGAGGCAGAGGAAAGGAAAAAGAUGAGGGAGCUAGAGAGGAAAAUGCAAGGAUUGGAGGGUGAAGAUGAAGAAGGAGAAGAAGAGGGGAAGGGUGGUGAGCAAAACGCUUACAUGAAGAUGGCUUCACAGUUCAUGAAGUCUGGUGCUCGUGUUCGUCGAGCACGCCAUAAAAGACCACCUCAAUUUUUGGAGAGAGAUGUAGAUGUGAAGUUUUCAGAUGUUGCUGGGCUUGGUAAAAUACGAAUUGAGCUGGAAGAGAUUGUUAAAUUUUUCACACAUGCAGAAAUGUAUCGCAGAAGAGGAGUGAAGAUACCAGGUGGGAUUCUUCUUUGUGGACCCCCUGGAGUCGGUAAGACACUGUUAGCAAAGGCUGUGGCUGGUGAAGCUGGUGUAAACUUCUUCUCUAUAUCUGCCUCUCAAUUUGUGGAGAUAUACGUUGGUGUUGGUGCUUCUCGUGUUAGAGCACUUUACCAAGAAGCAAGAGAUAAUGCUCCAGCUGUUGUCUUUAUUGAUGAAUUGGAUGCUGUUGGGAGGGAGCGCGGUCUCAUAAAAGGUUCAGGUGGACAAGAGCGUGAUGCUACUUUAAAUCAGCUCCUUGUGUGCUUGGAUGGGUUUGAAGGCAGAGGGGAAGUGAUAACUAUUGCUUCGACAAAUAGACCAGACAUCUUAGAUCCAGCACUUGUUAGGCCUGGUAGGUUUGACAGGAAGAUACAUAUUCCAAAACCUAGUCUUCAAGGGCGUAUCGAAAUUCUAAAGGUUCAUGCUCGCAAGAAACCAAUGGCAGAGGAUGUGGACUAUAUGGCUGUUGCUAGUAUGACUGAUGGUAUGGUAGGGGCAGAGCUUGCAAAUAUUAUUGAGGUUGCUGCUAUCAGUAUGUUGCGUGAUAGCAGAAGUGAGAUAACAACGGAUGACUUGUUACAAGCUGCACAAUUGGAAGAAAGAGGAAUGAUUGACAGGAAGGAGAGGAGUCCUGAAAUGUGGAAGCGUGUAGCUCUCAAUGAAGCAGCACAAGCUAUAGCAGCUGUGAACUUUCCUGAUCUUAGAAAUAUAGAAUUUGUAAAUAUUGCUCCUAGGGCUGGCAGGGAACUUGGUUAUGUUCGUUCUAAAAUUGAUCAUAUCAAAUUUAAGGAGGGAAUGCUAAGCCGGCAGUCUCUUUUGGAUCACAUUACAGUUCAGCUAGCAUCUCGAGCAGCUGAUGAGAUAUGGUAUGGUGAAGAUCAGUUGAGCACUAUAUGGGCUGAAACAGCCGAUAAUGCCCGGUCAGCAGCUCGUACUUUUGUUCUUGGUGGCCUGUCUGAAAAACAUCAUGGUUUAAACAACUUCUGGGUUUCUGAAAAAAUUGAUGACAUUGAUCUGGAGGCACUAAGGAUAGUCAACUUAUGUUAUGAACGUGUUAAGAAGAUCUUGCAACGUAACCGGAAGCUUGUGGAUGUUGUGGUUGAUGUACUCAUACAGAAGAAAAGUUUGGCAAAGAAAGAAUUUUUUGACCUUGUUGAGAUGCAUGGAUCCCUUGAACCCAUGGCACCAAGUAUUCUUGAUAUUAGAGCUGAGAAACGUAAGCUGCUCCAAGAAACGAUUUCAAAUCAGAAAGCUGCUAUUGCUAGCAAAGUUUAAGUGAGAAACUUAUAGGACCUUCUGUCUGCUUUCAGGAUUGGAGGAGGCGAUCUUCAGAUCACGAAAUCUCUUGUUUGUUUGCUUGAGCAGAACAACUCAGUAUUUGAUGGUUGUCGUCAAAUUCAGAGCGCUGGACCAUGGUUGUGUGCUGCUCCUAUCUAAAUGCCUUAUUGUCAGUUGCUGCAGGACAUGUACUUCGCCGUUUAUGGACUUUCUCUGCAGCUUCAGCGGAGAUGCCUUGCUCCUGGUUUGAAAGAGUGGAUGUUGGUCAACUGCAGAUAGGCGGGCAGCAAAAAUGACGUCAGAUUUUGCAAAACUUCAAAUUUUGCCUUUUUGUAUAUGAAAGAGCUUCUAUUUUUUUUACCCUUCAGAGGAUAUAGGAGGUGUUUUCUUUUUGUUCCUCUUUUUGACCUGUUGAUGAUAUUGCUAUAAUCCCUUGGGAAGUCUAAUAAAUCCAUCUAAAAUUUUAGUUUUGUAAUAUCAGCAAGUCAGUAACACUGCACUUUAUUGUUUUUUCCCUCAUAAUUCGAGUUUGUAAAACUAGUAAAAAGAAAGUUUUUGGUGUGGUGAACCCCCUGUGUUUAUAUGGACCUAACUUUGGGGUG
This is a messenger RNA of Chenopodium quinoa (quinoa), 3673 nucleotides long. Its product is annotated as probable inactive ATP-dependent zinc metalloprotease FTSHI 2, chloroplastic. Bases 453 to 3068 code for a protein of 871 amino acids. Gene Ontology annotation, molecular function: ATP binding; ATP hydrolysis activity; ATP-dependent peptidase activity. Lineage: Eukaryota; Viridiplantae; Streptophyta; Magnoliopsida; Caryophyllales; Amaranthaceae. The transcript is spliced from 12 exons. Gene Ontology annotation, biological process: proteolysis. Gene Ontology annotation, cellular component: chloroplast thylakoid. The record is from RefSeq and is a predicted model, not a curated record.